AGCUCUCACACUCACACUCACACUCACACUGCUCUUCAUCUCUCUGUCCCUGCCCCAGACACUCCUCCUCCGCCAGUCCGUUCAUCUCAGCGCAUCGGCGGUUAGUUUAUGGGGAGAGUGGCCGCUCCCUGCAGCGGCCCCGGCAGGUUCGUGUCCUUUCUUACCGCGGUUCCGUGCUUACCCUGCAAACAGCAGCAGCGGCGGCGGCGGCGGCAUCAGUCUGCGGCAGUGGACCGGAGCAGGAUGAGCGAACUGGGCAAGAGUGCCGCGUCCACGCCAGUGAGCGGGACACAAGCCCCUGGCUCGGACACCUAUAAAGGCUGGCUCUUUAAAUGGACUAACUAUAUUAAAGGUUACCAGCGCAGAUGGUUUGUGCUCAGCAAUGGACUGUUGUCCUAUUACAGGACACAGGCGGAGAUGGCCCACACAUGUCGCGGCACCAUCAACCUCGCCACGGCGCACAUCGACACAGAGGAUGCCUGCAAUAUCGUUCUGAGCAGCGGGGGUCGCACUUACCAUCUGAAAGCCAGCACGGAGGUGGAGAGGCAAAGAUGGGUGACAGCGCUGGAGCUGGCCAAGGCUAAAGCCAUUCGAAUGAUGAAUGAUCAGUCCGAUGACUCGGCAGACGAGGAGCCAACCUCUCAGUCUGACAACAGUGAGAUCCAUGGUACUCUGAAGACUCUGGCCAGUAAGUUGGAUGACCUUAGCACGUGUAAUGACUUGAUAGCUAAGCACGGAGCAGCACUUCAGCGAUCUCUGAGUGAGCUCGAGUCCUUACGAGUGCCUUUGGAGGGAGGAGAGAAGAUCAAGUCUGUGAAUGAGAGAGCCACCCUCUUCCGCAUCACCUCCAAUGCUAUGAUCAAUGCGUGCCGAGAUUUUCUGGACCUGGCAGAGAGCCACAGUCGCAGAUGGCAGCGAGUACUUCAGCAUGAGCGAGAGCAGCGCACCCACCUGGAGGAGACCAUUGAGCAGCUAGCCAAGCAGCACAACAGCCUGGAACGAGCCUGGAGAGAGGCCCCCUCACACACCGUUAACACGCCUGAUACACCCACCACCGAUACGGGAGUGAGUGAAAGGCCCCGGAAAGAGGAAGCGAGUGAUGAAGAUGAGGAUACAGAGUAUUUUGAUGCCAUGGAGGACUCACCUGCCUUUAUAACAGUGACUGCCACAGACCCCUCUCAACACAGGCAUUCUCAGAGUAAUCUCAGUGGUGCUAGCGGAGGGCACCCCAACGACUGGAACCAAGAGGACAAUUGUUCUAUGAGCAGUAAUGAUUUUUCAGGGAAAGAGCUGCAGCCUCACAGUAGGCGGACACAAAUCCCAGAGAAACCCAACUAUUCACUCAAUCUGUGGAGCAUCAUGAAGAAUUGCAUUGGCAAAGAGCUCUCUAAGAUCCCAAUGCCUGUGAACUUUAAUGAGCCCCUGUCCAUGCUGCAACGUUUGACAGAGGAUUUGGAGUACCAUGAGUUGCUGGAUAAGGCAGCGCGCUGUGAGAACUCUCUGGAGCAGAUGUGUCUGGUUGCAGCCUUCUCUGUCUCAUCCUAUUCCACCACAGUGCACCGGACGGCCAAGCCCUUCAACCCUCUCCUGGGAGAGACAUAUGAACUGGACCGCCUGGAAGAAUUCGGCUACCGUUCCAUCUGUGAACAGGUCAGUCAUCAUCCGCCAGCGGCUGCUCAUCAUGUGAUGUCACAGCGAGGUUGGACCCUGUGGCAGGAGAUCACCAUCGCUAGCAAGUUCCGUGGCAAAUACCUCUCCAUUAUGCCUCUGGGUGCAAUCCACCUGCAGUUUCAUGCGAGUGGAAACCACUAUGUGUGGCGUAAAGUCACCUCCACUGUACACAACAUCAUUGUGGGCAAACUGUGGAUUGAUCAGUCAGGAGAUAUUGAUAUAGUCAACCACAGUACCAAAGAGACCUGUCAGCUUAAGUUCUCUCCCUACAGUUACUUCUCAAGGGAAGUCCCACGAAAGGUCACUGGGGUGGUGAUGGACAGUGAUGGCCAGGCCCACUACAUCCUAUCAGGUACAUGGGACGAUAAGAUGGAGAGUGCCAAGAUCGUGCAGAGCAGCAGAGGAAGCAGCAGCUCUGAGGGCAAACAGAAGACUGUCUACCAGACACUGUCGCCCAAACUACUGUGGAAGAAAUAUCCGCUACCUGAGAAUGCUGAGAAUAUGUACUGUUUCUCCUCUCUGGCUCUGACACUGAAUGAGGAAGAGGAAGGUGUGUGUUUGACAGACAGCAGGCUGAGGCCGGACCAGCGGCUGAUGGAAGCUGGACGUUGGGAUGAAGCCAACUCAGAGAAACAGAGACUAGAGGAGAAGCAAAGAGCCACAAGGAGGAGGAGAGAGGCUGAAGCAUCAGAGGCCAUAGAUGAAGGGCGGGAAUUUGAGGGCUACAAGCCACUGUGGUUCCACCAAAGGACAGAUGAAAGGACGGGAGAGACUAUGUAUGUCUAUAAGGGGGGUUACUGGGAGGCCAAAGAAAGACAGGACUGGAGGAUGUGUCUUGAAAUCUUCUGAACACACAAAACACUUGACUAACUCUGAAAAUAGACAAAAGGGAAUGAUCCCUUUUCGUGGACUCAUCAAGGUCUGCGGACUGAUUCUUGUAUGACCACAGAUAUAGUGGAGACAGGUCGUGAAAACCUGAUUUGUUUGGAACUCAUAGAGAGUGUGUGUGUGUGUGUGUGUGUGUGUGUGUGUGUGUGUGUGUGUGUGUGUUUCAGUGUGUGUUUGCAGACCUAAUGACAUAUAUCUUUGCCUGUCUCUUAAACAGACUUGCACAGGAAAAGAGUAGAGCGGGACACCAAAACUAAACAUGUUUUAUCUGAAGUUCACCUCAAAGACAAGUGUGUGUGCAGUUGAACUCUUCUAGUCAAGUUCCGCCCCAAGUAAUCUUCCAAAGCAAAUCAGGUUGUUUUUACUCAGUACAUCCUCUUUGCAAAAUGCACUUUCUUUACUCAGUCCUGUUUAUAAUGAGAUCAUAUUAAAGACGCUCUUGCCGGAAAACACAUUUGAAGGAAAGGAGACUUAAGACAACUCAAGGAGCUGCAACAUUUAGAUGAGAGAAACAUAUGUGUGAUUGUUCCACUUACAGGCUUGUGUACUUCCUGUUGUACCUUUUCAUAUCAGCAAUACCAUAUUUGGGCAAAGGAAGUUCUUGACAUUGCAUAUCCCAGAAAAUUAAGGGACCAUGAUGGGUCAUCAUUGGACAGCCAGCUAAAGACUUUCUCCCUGGCCCCUCCCUCUCUGCUUAGCUCAAGAUAGCUAAAAAUCACCUCAUGUAUUCAAUUAGCCAACAAGGUUCAAAUAAAUAUCAGCUUCUUUUAAAGGGACAGUUCAGUCGGACAAAUUCUGUCAUUAUUUACUCACUUUCAUGUUAGUAUGACUUUCUUCUGUGGAACACAAAAGGAGAUAUUUAGCUAAAUGUCCAAACUGCACUUUUUACAUACAGUAGGCCCCACUGGAGGAACUAAAGCCUGUUUUAGGUACUUUAUGAGGAACUAGUUUUCGUCGCAUUCGCACAGUAGGAACUAUAGUUCCUCUUAACCAUUUAGCAGGACUUAGGUAAUUUUCGGGUGAAGAGGAACUGUGGGAGGUGCUGCAGCCUGUGAUUUGUCAUAAACAUAUGACACACAAAGCAAUGAGAAAUGCAAAGAUUCAGCAGCCACCAUAAGUAAACAAACUUGAAGCUGCUAGCGUGCUAUUUGGAGGAUUGCGCUAAUUUUCCAAUUCUUAUUAUCAACAUGUUUUCCGCUAAGUUUCGCUAAGUUGAAAUAGGCUGAGCGCCUAAUCUCUCCUCUCACAACGGCUUCAGGGUCGCAGCACCGCACAGCUCACGUGCUCAGUGUAAAGACUGUAACCUGCAGAAACAGUUUGUGUAAAACAGCCUUAAUAAGGUGUAGCUCUGAUCCUGGCAUCAUCCAUCAGUUUUGUUUAGUUUUUUUUGCUAUUGUACCGCGUGUGCAAACAAUGUCAGAAGAAAAACGGUGGACUCUACAUAACGUCAUCACAGGGGUAUUUUGUAGGUACGAAUGCAAGAGGAAAAAUUCUCUUCAGGGAUGCAGUUCCUCUAAAAAUUUGUCUUUCUAAUAAGUCCCUCUUGGGGUGUACCAGAACUUUUGGUGGGAAAAGAGAUUAAGAUAGAAGUCUGUGGCCACUGGCUGUCAAGCUCCAAGAAGUCCUUAGUUUUUUAAGUUAUUGCAAGGCUUCAGACUAGGUAUAUACAGUAGCACACAAGCCAUGUGGUCCAUAUUUGUGCAUAGAUGUUCUGCAAAACAUAAUUUAUGUUCCACAGAAGAAAGACGAUCAUACUGGUUUGGAGCAGCAUGAGGGUAAAGGGUAAGUAAAUGAUGAAAGAAUUACCAUUCCUAUAAAAGAGCCCUCUUGUCUGUUGUAUUGGACAAGGCAGGUUUGCCUUGAUUUCUGACACAAAAUAUGUUUUGCAUACAUAAACGUAAAUUUAAAUUGUUAUGUUCGGUGGAGCCACCCAGUGGUCAUUUUCUAUGUUACUGUGACUGCCACAGUAUCAUGCAUAUCAAUGCAAUUAAAAUACUUUUUUGUACAA
Myxocyprinus asiaticus (Chinese sucker) is the source of this 4567-nucleotide messenger RNA. RefSeq names its product oxysterol-binding protein 2-like. Gene Ontology annotation, cellular component: intracellular membrane-bounded organelle; membrane; cytosol. Lineage: Eukaryota; Metazoa; Chordata; Actinopteri; Cypriniformes; Catostomidae. The record is from RefSeq and is a predicted model, not a curated record. The transcript has 14 exons. Gene Ontology annotation, molecular function: cholesterol binding. Bases 109 to 2520 code for a protein of 803 amino acids.